This is a messenger RNA of Bemisia tabaci, 5084 nucleotides long. The record is from RefSeq and is a predicted model, not a curated record. NCBI's taxonomy places the organism in Eukaryota, Metazoa, Arthropoda, Insecta, Hemiptera, Aleyrodidae.
GGCCAUAUUCCAUAUGCCACAUUCCAUUAUGCAUUCUAGCUCAUUCGGGCCGAAAGCCAUCGAUUUCGCAAGUGCAGGCUCUGGCGAGCAUUUGGAUGUUUAGAGUAUCCAUCUCGGAGCACCGAUUUGUCUCGCAAUCACGUCUUUGACGUCAUCGCGUCAUCGGAUGCUACGAGAUGUAUGCUCUCGAGAUUCGCCGCGGGUUCAUUCGUAUCUUCGAGGCAGCGAGUAUAGGUAGCACCUAGCCAGUGUACCAAGUGUAUUACCGUUGUAUUGAUAUUCGAGAUAUAGAGUCAGCUCUACCAUUUGACGAGCGUUGGAUUAUUUCAUCCCCCCCAUUACAUAGUGGAGACUCCGGGUAAGGAGCACCGUCAUCCGAAGAUCCCAGGUAAGUAGGAUAAUUUGAAUUUAAAUUAGAAAAUCUACAGAGUUAGUAGGAAUUUUUCGAGCUUCACCAAGUCAAAAAUUCACGAAAACCAAAAGUAAUUUUCAUUAAUCAAUUGAUAGUACGGAAACGGUUAGUAAUUUUCAAGCUUCACAAAGUUGAAAAUAGAAAGCGUAGCGUAAUUUUCAAGAUUUUUUUUCAAGAAGUAUUCAGUGAAAUUCUAUUCACCGAUUUUCCAUUGAAUUUUCUGGGGCAGCAGAAAAUUAUUUCAAAAAUUUAGACGAAAAGUCGAAAUUUGAAGUUUUUUAUCAGUGAAAUUUUAUUCGCAAAUUUUACUGCAGAUCAUUUCUGGGGCAGCAGAAAGGAAUUUAAUUUUUUUUUAGACGAAAGUCUUGAAUAAAGUUCGUUUAUUUUAUUCGUUGAUUCUAAAAUUUCUGGGGCAGCAGAAAAGUAAUUCAAGAAAUUUAGACGAAAGUCUUGAGUAAAUUUCAUUGAAGUUUUGAAUUAUCAGUCGAAUCUAAUUCGCAGAUCUUACUUUACGUAGUAAAUUUACAGAAUCACAGAUAGCUUCAAAUAAUUUCUGGGGCAGCAGAACAGCUAUUUAUUAAAAUUCUGUUUCAAACUUGUAAGCAAGAUUAAAUCAAUGUGAAAUUUAACCUGUGCAUACUUGAAAGUUCUGAAAGUUGGUUUCUUCUUCAAACUUUCAUACUGGCAUUAUUUUAAAGAAAGUUUAUUGCAUAUCAUCUCCUUGUGCCUAUCGCAGCAAUUUGGCGACUUUGUCUCAGAUUUACCUUCCCGUGCUGAUUCUCGUACGCAGCUGUGAUCAAACUUUUCAAGUCACGACGCUGAUUGCGCAGAGAAUCUGGACGCGCGACGAAAUCUGGGAUUUCUUUAAGCCUUUCUGCUGAUUCUUCUUUCAUUGCUUCUAUUAGUGUUUGCUAAAUUAGUGCCGAGUACGCGGAAGUAACUUAAAUUUUUUUUUUUCCUAAAGUCAAAAUUUUCUCUACUCGUCGGGAAAUUUACGUCGUUCCAUAAAAAUCGCGUCGAGUAAAUAAACAGUAAAAGCUUCCUUGUCUACAUUGAAUUGCGACUUGUGUGAGAGUUACGGGAAGCAACUCAAUGAAGAGAAUAGCAUAAUACGAAAACAUCUUUUUCAAAAUCGCUUUUUCAGAGACUCGUAGCUAUGUUUCCAAUCGCGCUCGUUGCACCAAGAGCGGUUGCAAAAAACGUUGAUGCCAGUAAACACAAAGAAAGACCGACCGAGUUCAUACUACCUCAUGCCGGUUUAAUUGAGAACGAGUACGAUGCGGUUGGGUUUGAAUGGCAAACCGAACUUGUGCAGGCGCAGUUCCAAGACCAUGGGACAUACUGUUAGAGGGCAUGGAGACGAGAGACAACGGCCGAAAAAUGACUCAAGACUGGAACCAAACAUUUCAACCUGGUUUAUGGGGGCAAAGUUCCGCGCAGAUGGAUCCUCGAGGACACAGGGCCUUCCAGGAAAUACCGGGACAAAACCGAGAAAUUCAUGAAAUGUUUAAAGCCCAGCUGGAGGUGACGAGAACGUUGAGCCAAUCCAUAAUGGAAUGGAACCAGUUGAUAGCAAGAUCAAAUGUUCCCCGAUCAGCAGAAGGACCAAUAAUUUCAAUUAAGGCACCUCCCUUCAAGAGACGUUUCAAAGGUGAAAGUGACUAUGAGAUCAGAGACUUUUUGAAAGACUUCGAAACGCACUAUCGCAAGUGUUCGGAUCAAGAAAAGCGAGACCGGCUCAGGAGUCACCUAGGAAAACGAGCCGUGCAGUAUUAUGACAACGAGGAAAUAGCGUUCCAAAACUGCGAGUCUUUUGAGGAAACCAAACAAAAACUGAUCGAAUAUUUCGAUGAUGAUGAGGAUGCCCUCCAGAAAUUCUCUGCGCGAACGCAGAGGAGCGAUGAGGACCCGUUGGAUUUUGUGCAAGCGAAGAGAAAACUGGCGAACUUGGCUAAAGUGAACUCGACUGAAGCACAGUUAGUGAGGAGUAUAGUAAUGGGAUUGGCACCGGAGUAUUUGGCCCAGGUGAUUAAUAAUCGUGAUUCAACAAUUAAGGAGUUAAUAGAAUCAGUAAAAAAUGCUAAACUGGCCGUUGCCGCAACCAGCAAGAGAAGAAACUCUUUUUUGGCUGUGAAUCACUAUACUGGGCAGGAAUCAUCCUUAGAAUCCCGGGUGAAAGCCACUGAGAAUACUCUAGCAACGUUGGUAGCCGCAGUAGAUUCAAAUCGUGCAGAAACGGAGAGAAAUAGUCGAGCAUUGAACGCUAUGAGGCAGGACUUGGCCAGGGGAGUUGACGCAUUAGUAGCCGCAGAAAAGAGGUUACGAGAGGCAACAAGCGGUGACGCGCUCUAUCAGGGACAGCAACAAAUGGCAGGGAUGCCCUUCAAGAAAAGAAAAUGGACCCGAAGCCAGGAAGCAAACCCCGCAGAGUUGUGUAGAUGGAACGGAAACGCGAACCAGGCCGUUUUAAGGGCGCAACCCGUAAAUCCUCAUCUUAGUCAGCAAAGUUCCAUUCAGCAAAAUCAUGAUCCUUCAAUCAGUACAAUAAAAUCUCGUGAUAAUUUUGUUACUAAAAUUUAUCCUAGAAGUGAUUUUCCUGUAAAAAAUGAGGGUCAUACGUCUUUUGCUGAAACCAAUGAAAAGAUUUUGGAUAAAUCUGCAUAUGAUUUUCUAGAUUCAGAUACUGUGGAUCAGGAGCCUAUUUACAUAAGAAGUGUUAAUUUCAUGCAGGAUGAAAACUUUAAGCAAGAAGUUCAUUCGAACGAUAAGUUUUCUUCCGAAUUUAAGGAGGUCACAGAGCAGGCUCACUCCUUGUCUGAUUUUAAUGAUUCGAAUGUUGGGUCUAAUGCAUCUUUGAGCAGUGUUUCAGAUAGUUAUGAGGAAAUUGGCGCAACCAAAGGGAUAGUCGAGCCCGUUAUGGAGCGUGGGGAUUCCGACGCGUUCAAAAUUUGCAAAUCUGAGGAGGAGUCAGCCCUAUGUGAGAUUCAGGAAGAAGACCCUCACAAUAUACAAAUAUUCCUUAAGGAAUUUGUGAGUUCCACUGAAGAAAAUCGUAAAAAUGAUCAAUUUGAUCAGCAGGAAAGUGGAAAAGAGGCAUCGAAGUUCGUAAACGAGGUCGAGAUGCUCACGGUAACAAGCGAUGGACUUGAACUUGCGUGUGGUUUACGCGUUUCAGGACUCCUGUUCGCAAUGGAAUUUUUCUUGAUGCCGUCUCGGAAUUCGCAUCUCUGAUGGGAAACGCACUGACAGUCCACGCAUCCUCAAUGAUUCACACCAAAGUAGCGCCCAAAUCGCGGGAACUUUGACUUCGCUGAUCGUCAGGCAGGACACCAGCCGGCUCAUCUCCUGUCGAUGGGAUCAGCGGCCUUUUCCUCAGCGGUCAGCCCUGGUUCCGGGGUAGAAACAUCUCUCCCUGGUUCAUCAUCCCCUGGUUACCGUAACCAGAGUAGCUUCGGCACCCAGCGACUGGUUGGCGGAUCGCAAUCUCAGCAACCCUUGGACGUAUCGACCAAUCGACGAGGCGGGCAACCUUCUCCCACUGGUCGCCAGGCAGGCAUCCCUAAAACAGCAUGGGCUUUGAGGCACGUUGGGACGUUGGAGGCACUCUUCACACCCGGCUCAUCCUACCUCCACUUUCGGCGGGAUCCGGGCGUGCUUCUCUCAACUGAUCGGCGGAGGCAUCUGGACAUCACCCGGAUAUCCUGACAAUCGAGGGACAUCCAUUCCUGAAGGCGACACGGCGAUUUGGCAACCGCGAAGCAUCACGGCGCUUCAUGGAGGACAGCUGAUGGUGCAAAUAUCAACAUUGGGCAUCGCGAAGGACUGAACGAGGCGCUUCUGAGUCAGCAGAAUGUGUUGGACGGGCAUGGCACCUGAGAUUUUUCGGAGCGACAGCAAAUUUCUUUGUAGUAGUUUUAAGAACCGAAAUCGGGUACUCGUACUCAAUUUUUUAUUUACGUUUUUUUUUUCGAUUCAAAUUUGUUUUUGAGUACCACGAAUGCGCCAGGUUAAACUGCGGUGAACAGAUUUCAUAGCAAUUUUGGGAUUUUGUUACAUGAACAGAACGGCUAUGAAACCUCUCGAACCAAAGUUCUGAUCGGGUGCCGGCAAAUAUAAAAUGUAGCCGCUUUAUUUAUUAUUUUUUUUUUCGUAAAAAGUCAUAUUUUCUAUUACUAUUCGAGUAAUGUUUUUUUUACGCUAGCCUCCUUUUAUUUAUAAUUUUUUUUUAAACCUACUUUUAUUUUACUAUUUUUUACGAUGAAACGCUGCACUUGCUACGCAAGGGCCUUUGCUUCGAGAGGGAUGGUUAAAUCGUUUUUUUUUUUUUCGUUUUUUUGCCCAAGAUCGGAGGGUGUAAUGGAAUGGGGCCAUAUUCCAUAUGCCACAUUCCAUUAUGCAUUCUAGCUCAUUCGGGCCGAAAGCCAUCGAUUUCGCAAGUGCAGGCUCUGGCGAGCAUUUGGAUGUUUAGAGUAUCCAUCUCGGAGCACCGAUUUGUCUCGCAAUCACGUCUUUGACGUCAUCGCGUCAUCGGAUGCUACGAGAUGUAUGCUCUCGAGAUUCGCCGCGGGUUCAUUCGUAUCUUCGAGGCAGCGAGUAUAGGUAGCACCUAGCCAGUGUACCAAGUGUAUUACCGUUGUAUUGAUAUUCGAGAUAUAGAGUCAGCUCUACCAUU